CGCGCCCGCCGGGCGAGGGCCGGUGACGUCGAGCACGGGAACGCGCGCGCGCCCCCAGGGCUCGCUUCCCUGCUCCUGCUCCUGCUCCUCCUCCUCCCCACCCACCCCCCCCCCGCCGGUGCCGAGGUCGGGUCCGAGUCUGGCUGCUGAGGCCCUAGGAGGAGCCCUGAGGAGUGCAUUGGCCACCUCUGCAGCGCUGCCCUCUUCCACCUUGGCAUGUGUUGGGCAGCAUCUUGCAGCUCCCAAAGGGAUGGAGCCCUGCCCCCAAAGGCAGGGGUGUGGGUCCCUGAGGCCCUGGGAUUCCACCUGCUAGCCUGGCCUUUCCUCCCUUUCCGAUUCAGUCUGCCUAAGGAGAUGGAAGAAAAAGAGAGAUGUGAGCAAGCCCCCUCGGCAGGCUUCAAUUAAAGUUCACUCAUUCUCAGAAGUCCGGAAGAAAGGGACGAUGGUCUUGGGUUUUUGCUCUUUUUUUGGGUACCCAGCACUUUAGCAGCAGAGAUGAGCAAAUAAACUGAGGCUUAAAGAAUUUUCCUACUGAAAACAGGCUUUUGGGGGGAGGUUUUUGUUCCUGCUGCUGUUGCUAGCCUCUACCCUGAGGGAGAAUCAUGGCCCCCUAGAGACUGAGGUGAACCCCACAACCCCAGGCCCAGGAGGCUGCAUUCUUCCUCGGAGGGGAAGGGUGGGGAGCUUCUGAGGCCACCUCUUUAGGGAAAAUUAAAAACAUGAGGUGCAUGCCAUGGAGAGGUGACAAGACCAAAUCAGAAUCGCUGGAGUUGCCAGCCAGCACCCCUCAGAUCUACCAUGAGAAGCAGCGGCGGGAGCUGUGUGCCCUCCAUGCGCUCAACAACGUCUUCCAAGACAGCAAUGCUUUCACUCGGGAAACACUACAGGAGAUUUUUCAGAGGCUGUCUCCAAACACCAUGGUGACACCCCACAAGAAGAGCAUGCUGGGAAAUGGGAACUAUGAUGUGAAUGUGAUCAUGGCAGCUCUGCAGACCAAAGGCUAUGAAGCAGUUUGGUGGGACAAGCGAAGGGACGUCAGUGUCAUUGCCCUCUCCAACGUCAUGGGCUUCAUCAUGAAUCUCCCCUCCAGCCUCUGCUGGGGACCGCUGAAGCUUCCACUCAAAAGGCAGCAUUGGAUCUGCGUCCGGGAGGUGGGAGGCACCUACUACAACCUUGACUCCAAGCUCAAGGUGCCCGAGUGGAUUGGAGGCGAGAGUGAGCUCAGGAAAUUUUUGAAACAUCAGCUCCAAGGAAAGAAUUGUGAGCUGCUGCUCGUCGUGCCAGAGGAGGUGGAGGCCCACCAGAGUUGGAGGGCAGAUGUAUAAUCCAGCUCUGCCCUUCUUUCCCUCUCCUCCUCCCACCUUGCCUUCCCCCUCCUCCCCAGGCCUUCCUUGUGUCGCGGCCUGUGUCACCACAGGUUUCUCUCUCUCUCUCUUCUGCCCCCACAUCUUGGUGGGUUUGUUCUUCCAGACUUGACAACGCGAUAAGUCAGCUGGGGGGAUGACCACUUGUUCCUGGAGAAGGAAGGGAGGAUGUGGUCCAAGUCCCCUCAGGCUUGCUCUCAGAGCAGAGGAGAAAGGGUAGUCCUAAGAUGACUCUCCUUCCUUGUGGAGGUCACACAUUGGACUGGACACAACCGUUGCUGGAGUUAACCACCCCGCUGCCCCUGAUUUGGAGAUGCUGCCUCCACUUUCCCUUUCCUGUCAAACUAAUGGGUCUGAAGAUACUCUGAAGCCCAGGUGACUGGCUUGGAGGGCCUAAAGUAUAGGGGUCUCUCAGGAAAUCAUCUCCAUCACCUUACUUAGCAAUGGUACAGCAUGCUGAAGGAUUCCAACCCUCUGCCCACCUUCGCUGAGAGUUUAUCUCUAAAGCAAAGUGUUUUCAAAAGGAAAGUUUCUUGAAAUUGGGUGUGGGUUGAAUUCUGCCAUGUUUAGGAGGGGUUAAGGGUGGAGUAGCUACACAUACACUAAGUGAGGGUGUGACCUGACCUUGGGGGGCUUCUUUUAGGAAGUCCCCACCCUUUCACUACAUUGAGUAGGAGUUUCAGGGGGAGGGAAGUGGACGUGUUCAACUUUAUCCCCAAAUGAGAGUAGGUUGAGAACAGACUUUUAUAAAGGACUGGAAUAGCAUGGAAGGUGUCGGGAGCCGGCAGAAGGACUAGGAGCGGAGGCAGCUCCAAGAGCCAGAGCCCUCAAACUGGGCGGCGCAAGCUUCAUGGGAUGUGGCCUUUGACAAGUUAGCUCAGGAAUGACCUUUAGCCGUCAGCUGACGGUCUUUUUCAGGUGGCCACUUUAUAACUCUGGAAGAUGAAAGAGCAGAAGGCAGGUGAUGGUCAUCAGGCUCCCCUGACCACAGGCAUCCAAGCACAGUUGUGGCUACCUUAGAAAUGAAAGCACAGGAGCGGCCUGUUUGGCUGUUACUGGUGAUGGUGCUGGCAGGUGAGAGUGCCAGCCACACUGGGCAGACUUCUCUCCAGCAGCAGAACUAGGACCAUAAGCGAGCAGGCCCGCUUGGCCUGAGCCAUCAGUAGCUUUCUCCCACCUGUGACUGGAGCGCAUGUUUACACCAGCACUCUUCUGCACACUUACCUACAAUCCAACAAGGCCAUUUUUUAUGCUGAACGAUGGCGGCCAGAAAGCAGUUCCUGCAUCGUACCCUCCCAGCACCUGGCCGCAACGUCUCCUGCACCGUUUCCCACACUCGACCUGCUGCUUGGCCCCUCAAGGAGCUCUUUACCCCUGCACGAUGACAUUCCAUUCACCACCACCAGCCAGAUCCAGCCAACUUUGGUGGGCCUGUAGGAGGAGCUCUGUCCAUGACAGCCAGCCAUUUUCUGGGAAGGAACUUGCUUAGAUUCACGAGGAUGGCACAAGAGGCCUCAUGCACAUGGAGUACACAAGCCAAUGGAAUAUGCAAAGACGCUUUACAAACAUUUCAGGGCUGGUUUCUCUGUUCAUAUCCAACUCUGGUGCUCAGGAACAGGGACCCAUGCUGAUGCCCAAGGGCAUGGAGACCCCUAUCCCUACAAGGAAGGGGGUCCCCCAGCCCUAUUGCCCAUCAGUGGGCAACCCUAGGCUGUUUAUUUUUCUUGCUUCCCUUCCUCCCUUUUGUUGGCCUUGUGCUGGGUUUGUUUACAGAGGAUGUAUUUUGUUUAAACCAAAUAUUAAAAAAAAUGGAAUUUCUCCAUAUAUAAAUCCCAUUACUCGUCUGUCUGCCUGAGUUCUGUAAUUAAGUAUGUAAAAGGAAAAAAAAUAAAUCCUUUUCUUUA
This is a messenger RNA of Dromiciops gliroides (monito del monte), 3268 nucleotides long. It is a transcript of the gene JOSD1, whose product is annotated as Josephin domain containing 1. Gene Ontology annotation, biological process: protein deubiquitination. Gene Ontology annotation, molecular function: cysteine-type deubiquitinase activity. The record is from RefSeq and is a predicted model, not a curated record. Lineage: Eukaryota; Metazoa; Chordata; Mammalia; Microbiotheria; Microbiotheriidae.